This is a messenger RNA of Malassezia globosa CBS 7966, 1173 nucleotides long. RefSeq lists its product as uncharacterized. Bases 1 to 1173 code for a protein of 390 amino acids. The transcript has a single exon. Gene Ontology annotation, biological process: transcription initiation at RNA polymerase III promoter. The record is from RefSeq and is a predicted model, not a curated record. Gene Ontology annotation, cellular component: transcription factor TFIIIC complex. Lineage: Eukaryota; Fungi; Basidiomycota; Malasseziomycetes; Malasseziales; Malasseziaceae. Gene Ontology annotation, molecular function: histone acetyltransferase activity.
AUGGCCUGUAACGUCACUGGCCUUGCGUGGCAUGAGGGUGCAUGGCGUUGGACAACACCAGGUGGUUGUUAUGCUUGGAAUGGCGAGCCUAACACUCAGGCCAGUCGCAUCACGGAGGGUUGCGAUGCCAUGACACAUGCAGCCGGCUACGAUUGGAACCACGAAUGCUUGUUCACUGUGUUGGAUGAUGCACGUAUGCUAAAUAUGGACCAGCGCGAGUCACCGAGAAAAAUCGCUCGAGAGUCAUUGGCAGGUGGACACUCGCCAGUGUGGGGCUACCGGCGCGACGCAUGCGGACUUGUCGCGAUGCUGAUCGAUGCAAAUGAAUGCAAGCCAUGGCAGUAUCACAUCACACACAAACUGUCGUAUGUACUGACCAUGCCGAACGAAGAACCCAUGUAUGUGCGGGACCGACCACCUGUUGUGGCAUGGCGUGCAUGGAUGCUAUGGCUCAAGCAAUAUGGCGCAGCAGCAUGUGCGCCAUUGUGGCAUACGCUACGUUCGCGUGCAAUGCACCUACAAGAACACGUAGUCACACUUGCGCAGCAAAGACCAAAAAGUGUGCGAGUAUGGAGCGACUUGCACAAAGAGGCUCAGGCUGUGUCGUGGUGGAUGACGUAUGCGCCUGAUGAGGCCCUGACACAAGUCGGGUCCGACAUGGCAAAGGCGACGUGGAUCAGCGCCUGGGUCAGUGGCGUUCGCCGAGCCGUGGCGUAUCUUGAAAGUGGUCCAUCAGACACAGGCGUUAGCGUGCAGAAUGGCGACAUCCAAGACUAUGUACAACGCCUUGCAGGUGCACUCUUUUGCAUGGCACACGAUGAUGCGCACGCUACAAGUCACGAGAAAUCAUGCUUGGCUUAUUAUAGUCAAAGUCUAGUGGGUCAAGAUACCUAUGACGCUUGGAAGCGCGCAGGUGCGCCUCAGCUUGGAGAACAAUGCCCGGCUUGUAAAGAGCCUAUACCCUUCGAUCUCGCACCCUAUGCCAGGUGUGCUGCACGGCACGUCUUUGAUCGUUGCAUUGCAACAUUUGCGCUGAUACAAGGUAUUGACACACUCACAUGCACAUGUUGCAAGCGACAAGCUUCUGCUACGGCUCUUCAACACAUAAGCGUGUAUGCGUAUCCAUCAACAUCAAGUUGCAUAUCUUGCGGAAACCGGUGGUGCUCUUCAUAA